AUGGUCGUUGCAGAAGGCCUCGAGGCCGGUAUGUUCCUUACUUCCGAUCAAGGUUUUGCAGGGUCUUGGCUGCAAGACCGUGCGUGGUUCUCCAUCAUCUGCAUUGAAUCGCGGGUUGGCUCCCGAACGUCUCUUGUUGAUCGGUCCAAGCCGAAGUGCCAUGGCCAGAAGCUGCGCUGCGUGCGCGACGCCAAGAGUGAUAUCGGUGCUUGCGUUCGCUGUCUCCGCCAGGGCACCCAGUGUGUGUACAGCCUCAGCUUGCCGAAAGGACGACCAAGCAUGUAUCGUUGGGCCGAUACAGUCGGACCUGGGGAGACACAACCCACCAAGACGACCGCAUCGUCGUCAGACGCCGCGUCAGACGUCCAGCCCGAAGUAGAAUCAAGUAGCAACAAUAGUGGGAGCACCGCAAGCGGCAGCAGUACUGGCUCAUCUAAUGGACGCCCAGGAAGCGCGGCUCGGUCCAGCAGCUCCAGCAGCUCUUCCGGUGACGACGACAACAUCAACACUGGUAAUUAUGUGGCACAGCCAUCCAGCAGGUCAGACUCCGGCUCGAGCCUUGCCAAGCCGACUGACGAGGAUGCCGUCAUGAAUGAUACUCUUCUCCCUGACACUGAUGCCUUCGGCGCCUCCUGGCUCGACCCAAACGCCUGGUCCGGUACUGAGAUGCUCGAGAACCUCGGCCCAGCGUCCCAACUGGACUUCAGUUCGGUGCUGGAGCACUCGAUAGACCCAAACAUCCGCCACCAAGAUGUCGACAUUGACUACUUCAACCAUCAACAACACCCGCCAAGGUGGCGGGAACGAAGUCACUCUGCCUUUUGUGGCAGCACCAGCUCAUUGCCUGACCUCUCUACAGACCACGUCACAAGCAUAAGCCAACUUUCGCAGUUGACCAUGAGGCUAUCCCAGCUUUAUCGGUCAAAUGAGAGUCUCAAUGAGACUGUGCGCAUGUCGUACCGACGCGGCUCUGUCGGCCACGACGGGCACGUCAGAAGCCCUCUGGUCGACGACGGCGUUUUUAAGCUGGUCUCCGCGUGGUUGUCCUACCUCUCUUCGAAAGCGACCCCUCAGACAUCCAUCGACCCGCCUACUUCGCCCGACGACGGCGCAGACGUCCUUGGUGUCGUACUGUGUGGCGUCUUCACUGCAUCAGGGGAUCUGCUCGAGAUCCUUAGAGGCCUGAUGCCACCGUCCGACCCUUGGAGCGCCGCUCCCGCUCACCACGGCAACAUGAGCUCCAAUUUCAACUCCCUGACGACGGCACCCAAUGGUGCCACUUGCCAACCCAAACCCCAGCAUCAGCAUCAGAAGCACCGCGUCCGGACGGCAUCUGUGAGCAGUCAGGCUGUCUCUCAAAGCCCCGUCACCAGCCACCUUCUCUUAGCAUGCCACACCAUGCUCCUGACCAUCUACAACUUUGUGCUGAUCGCACUCGAGAGCGACGUCGAUCUGUGCUGUCUCAACACCGCGUCCCUAUCUUCUCCUCCAGCCGACCUAAUGCUGGGCACAAGACUCGGCAGUACGAGGAGCAGCUCAAGUGGUGGUUUUGGCCUCGGCGGCCAUCCUUGCGGCGGUCCCUGUGGCGGCAUCGGCCCGCUAUCUAAUAUCCGGCUCGUCAUGGUCGUCCAGCUCUGCUCAUAUCUGAUCAACCAACAGCACCAAUCUAUAACUACCUAUUUAUCGGGUGUCGCUGCCCCGAGGGACGGGCAGUUCUUUUCCUCCUCGCCAUUAAGGAACACCUCAGCGAGUUGGGAACAAACGUCGAUUAAUGGGGAUUACAAAAGCGUUACCCAGCUAAUGUCUGAUAUUCAGGCGAGGACGAACCGGCUUUUGAAGAGUCUCGGGCGCCAGGAGCUUUGA
Messenger RNA from Microdochium trichocladiopsis, 1863 nucleotides. RefSeq lists its product as uncharacterized. The record is from RefSeq and is a predicted model, not a curated record. Lineage: Eukaryota; Fungi; Ascomycota; Sordariomycetes; Xylariales; Microdochiaceae. Gene Ontology annotation, molecular function: zinc ion binding; DNA-binding transcription factor activity, RNA polymerase II-specific. The coding region runs from base 1 to 1863 and encodes 620 amino acids. The transcript has 3 exons. Gene Ontology annotation, biological process: regulation of DNA-templated transcription.